Messenger RNA from Bursaphelenchus okinawaensis, 2533 nucleotides. The record is from the annotation of a GenBank genome assembly. Lineage: Eukaryota; Metazoa; Nematoda; Chromadorea; Rhabditida; Aphelenchoididae.
AUGCCAAAAAUUAUUGAGCCAACUAACGUAGAGAACAAUUCGGUGAAGCUAGCGUACACUCUUAAAGAAGAAUUGGUGAAACAAAAAAUAUGUGGUGACAGAAUUACGGUUUCUUGGUUAAUAAAAACCGUUGCCGCAAAUUCGGUCGAACUGGAAAACUUGUGGAGUCAAAGUACUGUUGAAAAUGUAGGUUAAUUUUUUGAUUUUUAUUAUAAAUCUAAUAUAAAUUUACGUGUUUCUUUAUUUCUUUACAAUUUUUUUAAUCUUGUUGUUUUAAUGCAAUGAAAAAACUUAAAAAACUGCAAAAACAAAGCAAAGCCUAAAGUAAGUAAACAUUUUUCGUAUUUCUUAUGUCAGCCUUUAUAACUCAAUUUAGGUUGGAACAAUUCGAUUGGGAGUUGGAGAAUCAUUUAAUUCAGACAUUUACCGUGUAGUUAUUGAAUUUCAAAACAAAGAAAGAUUUUCGUUGGUUGUUAAAAUACCACAAAGCAACGCUUCAGCUGGAGAGUUGGUAAUGGAAAACGCCACUUUCAAAGGUCAUGAUAAAGAAGUAAAGUUUUACAGAAUGUUUUCAAACGCAAAACAACUGGGUGCUAUACCCAAAUUUUACUUUGGGAGAGAAAUUGGACAAGCAGUAAGUUUCACUUGCAAAAAAUGCUUAGUUCUUUAUUUAACAUUUAAUUUCUUUAACUAUAUUUGCCUGACUAUCUUUAGUAUUCAAAGACAGUUUUAUGCAUUAUAAUACAUAAUACAUGAGUUGUGCAUUAGUUUUGUGAUUGGAUAGUCAGUCAAAAACAACGAAUUCUUGUCUAAAAGUGCGCAAAGAAAAAAAUUUUUUUAUUUGUUUAUUUAUUUGUUUAUUGCAUCUAUUAAUACAUUUAAACAAAAUAAUAUAGACGAUAAUAUAUAUAGUUAAUGUAUUAAUUAUUGCUGACCCCUAAAGGGCUGACUUCUCAAAUUUCUGCAAAUUCUACUAUAAAAGAAAUGAUAUUUAACUGAACUUUUGGAGAAGGGAACAAUAAUUUUACUACCACCUCUUGUCCUGGACUGGACAGAUUUGGGCAUUAAAGACUCAGAUAAAUUAAUUUUUUAUCGUUUUUAAAUGGGUUUGACAGAUUGUAAGUAAUCUUGUAAUUUAAAAAAUGCAGGAAACGGCUAUUCUACUAAUUGAAGACAAGGGAAGUCAAGUCAUAUCGCCAAGUAUAUUUACUUCAACGCCACCGGAACACAUUUUUGCUGUAUCGCGGGAAUUGGCUAGAAUGCAGGCCUACGCAUUCAAAAUUCCGGGUAAUCCGUGGAAAACCGAAUUCCCCGACUAUUGGCACACGUGGGAAGCACAUACCGUAUUAAACAAAGCUUGUGAGCCCCAGCUAAGAAGUUACGAUGGUAAAGAUAAUUUUUUAAAGUUGUUAAAGUAAAAUUUUUUUUAUAACCCAAUAAUAAAAAAACUUGUUUGACUAUUUUUUAUAUACUAACAAAAUAUUUGAGGUAGAAAAUUACUUUUAUAGAAAGCGCAUUUUUCGUAACAUUAGUCAUCUGUAUAACAAAUUUUGUUAUUAAGUAAUGGUACUUUUCUAUUACAGCUGAAAUCUCGGAAAUGUUAGACAUUCUUAGACCCGUAAAUAACCGUGAAUUUGCUCGAUACGCCAUUGAAACUCGUCCGGAACAGUUAAGUAAGAGUUUCACUAAUUUUUUCUACAUGCACUUAACAAGGCUUUCCUUCUUUGUAGUAAUGGGCACAAUUAAUAAAACUCAUGGAUAGUUAAAGAACUUACGCUAUAUUAUAAAAAUUGUAGACGCGAUAGCUUUUGCCAAUGGCGAUUUGUGGUCAGGAAACCUACUGUACAAAAAAGAUAUGGAAACAAAUAAACCGACAAAUGAUUUAGUUGCUAUUAUAGACUAUCAAGGUGCUAUUGCCGGUACGUAAAAACUUAUACAAGCAAUAUACAAAAAAUGCAGUAUUUAUAUACUAUCGGAUAUGUUGAGCGUCAAAAAAGCUAGUCUUUAAUGUUUUUUAGGUAACGUGUUCAUUGAUUUGGUACGAUAUAUUGUAAUGUGUGUCGACGGGGCGACUCGUAGAAAAUAUCGGGACCUGUUUAUUGAAAAGUUCUACACAGAUUUGAAGAAAGCGUACAUUGAGUUCCAGAUAGCGGAACCGAUAGGAUUUACCAGGGAACAAGUAAGCUUUAAAAUAUUCUGAAAAGAAAAAUUUUAAACUAAAUUUACGACUUAACCAACUUCCACCAUUGUAUAAAAAAAGUGUUAAAUAAACAUCACCUGUGGAUGUUUGAGUAAAAAUUUUACAGAUAUAAAUAUUUACGAAUUUCAGUGUGAAGAACUUUAUGACUUGUGUGUAGUUGAGCAAGCAAUUAUCUGUAUAAUGAACAUCCCAUUUUUUAAAGUUAAUGCGGAUAAUGUUUCAUUUGAUGUACACAAAAAAAGAAUGGAAGUUCUUCUUAAACGGAACCGUGAGAUGUUUAAGGACGCAAUAACUUUAAUGAAGUCAUACGGCUGGGACUUUCAAAAACAAUAA